Tigriopus californicus is the source of this 2065-nucleotide messenger RNA. RefSeq lists its product as uncharacterized. Gene Ontology annotation, molecular function: ligand-gated sodium channel activity. The transcript is spliced from 8 exons. Gene Ontology annotation, biological process: sodium ion transmembrane transport. The record is from RefSeq and is a predicted model, not a curated record. Bases 219 to 1841 code for a protein of 540 amino acids. NCBI's taxonomy places the organism in Eukaryota, Metazoa, Arthropoda, Copepoda, Harpacticoida, Harpacticidae. Gene Ontology annotation, cellular component: membrane.
AAGAAAUAAACGGUCACAAAUUACAGACAAUUAUGGAGGCUUGUUCGUUUCUAACCUCCUUCUUUGAUGGAACAUAUCCAGUCACGAAAAGCGAAUUUCUGUCAUGCAACUAAGGGCAAUCGAAUAUUCAUGGCAUACAUUUAGAUCCAUAGUUAGUCCCAUCAAAUGAGAAUUUGAGACUACUUCGACAACAUCAUUCAGUGUUCUGUCUUAGUCCAAUGAUCGAUUUCGGCUCUCUCGGUAUUUCCAAAAGAAGCAAAGGAACACCCAAUGUUCAAGACACCGGGAUCAGUCAUAGUCCGUCCUCUGACGUAUUCUUCUCAUCCAAAGAGCUUGGGAUCAAAUGGAUCGAAGAUCUGGCGUCUUACAGCAGUCUCCAUGGCGUUGGCUGGUAUCACUAUGCCAGUUCCAAAGUGUUCAAGGCCAUCAUCAUGGUGGCGUCCUGUUUGAUCGUCCUGAUGCUUCCCAUCUUUAUUUUGCUUCAAAGUCUUGAGUUCUCGUCCAAUACGAAGGUGACCAAUUCCGCCGAAUGGAGCACUGCCGACUCCAUGACGUAUCCCAAUAUCACGGUUUGUCAUCCAAAGUAUUUCAACAGCGAUCUCCUUCGAGCAUAUGGUAUUGACAACGACUUGGCUGGGUACAUGACUUUUGCUGUAAACCCAAAUGCCCAAAGAUAUCUCAAGUUCAUGGAAGAUGAGGACAAUUCUACACAAACGGUCACUACCCGAUUACAUCAACAAUCACAACAACUCGCCGCCAUUUUGAACUCGAAGAACCUAAACAUCUUGGACCUCUACCAUAAAGUGGCCGUCAGAUGUAAGGACUUUAUCAUUUAUUGCGAAAUGAAGGCCGAAAUUUACUCCAACACCAACAUUAAUGGCUCUCCGGGUCAAAAAACUUGUUGCGACAUCUUGUUCGACCCCAAACCGACAUUUGGAUUUUCCGGAACUUGCUUUACAACCAAUGUAGAGAUCCGAGAGACCUUCCCAUCCAUUUUCCAUUCCCUCAAAAUUUGGACUUAUGUGGACAGUCAGAAUGCUCCAUCAUUUGGAAUCCCUUGGAAGGGCACAGACGCUGCGGAGAGAAAUGGGAUUGUGUGGGCCGUGACUUACAACAAUAGCCCGGCUGUCAUCAUGAGCCACAGGCCCAACAAACUGUCUUCUGGCACCCAUGCAUCCAUUGGACUCACCAAAUCGGAGAUUGAUAGGAUUGAUGUGCCAGGAGGAUGUCUUAAAACGAACCAAACAUUUACGGAUCUCACAGGAAUGGUCAACACCAAAGCAAAUUGUCAAGGGUUUGCGAACCAUUUUCAGUUCGGCAAGUGCAGUCUAGCAGUAUUUUACGGCUACAAAACGUGGAAAUCAAUCCCACCUUGUACCCCUGAGGACAUGGUGAACCAAUCCACUCCAACGGCAACCACUGAGACCGGCGGGCUAUUGGAAUCUUGCUUAGACGAUUGUAACUCAAUUCGAUACCACUUCUCACAAUCACUGACAAAUCUGGACCUUCAAACUGUCAAAGACUUCGUCAAUAGCAAGUCUAUGAGAAAUGAAGAGGGCCAAAUGAUCUAUCAAAGCCCCGAAGAUAUGAAUUCAUUAACUUUCUAUUUUGAAACGUUCGAUUUUUCUCGCACUGAGAUGAAAAUGGAUACCUUCUACGAUUUCUUAGCCAAAAUUGGAGGAACGAUGAGCUUGAUAAUUGGUGCCUCGAUUAUUACCGUUUUGGAGAUUGCAUAUUUUCUCUUAUAUUUUGGAACAGUGAUCGUUGUGGACUGUUUCAAUUUGUUCUCCUACUUCUGGAAGACUCGCGGAGAAGUGGCUAAUACUAUUCACGCAACCUAGGAAAAGAUACUUCGAAAGUUCAAGCGAAGUGGUUUAGCCCCUUCGUUUCUUUUGACUGGGGAGUCUUUUGCCGAUUAAUCAAAGUGCUUCAAAUCGGGUCCUAUCCGAUGAGGCGCCAACUGGGUGGGAAUGAGGGUGUAGGACUAAGGUUUGCUGAAAUAUGAAUGUCAAUUCUAUGCCACAUGACCUUGUUUGAAAUGAGAACAAUCGAAAAUAGCAUCACA